Molecule: messenger RNA, 3907 nt
Organism: Neurospora hispaniola
Lineage: Eukaryota; Fungi; Ascomycota; Sordariomycetes; Sordariales; Sordariaceae
Product: fungal-specific transcription factor domain-containing protein
Exons: 4
Coding region: 302-3733 (1143 amino acids)
Biological process (GO): DNA-templated transcription; regulation of transcription by RNA polymerase II
Cellular component (GO): chromatin
Molecular function (GO): RNA polymerase II cis-regulatory region sequence-specific DNA binding; DNA-binding transcription factor activity, RNA polymerase II-specific; zinc ion binding
Source: RefSeq, a predicted model, not a curated record
GAGAUAUCCUGCCGUACGAUAUCCAAACACCAGACGACAGGUACCCAUCGAUCUCGCCUGUCAUCGGCUGUACGCUGCUUUACCUGUCGGGCGGUACCUGAACCAAAACAGCGUCCCCCAGCCCUCUUCUACAGCCGACUGAGCUUCGCUGCUCUUCCCUUUGACAACAACCCAAACAAGCAUUGUCGCCUCGAUUCUCUCCGUGCCACCCGCACAAAGCUUGUUUCAUCCAUCAUACUACCAACAAGCUUUCAAUUGAUUCUGUAUUGCCCUUUGCCCUUCUUCCUCUUUACCACACACAAUGCCCCUCUCGAGCGACCCCGCCGGCAAGCUCGAGGUCGACACCAACAUGUCCAACAACUCGACAACGUCGGCAUCCCCAUCGCCGACCAGUGGGAAACCUCCCGUUGCUGGUGAUGACCCUGUCGCGACCAUCACAGUGAAUACCCAAGUCCCCGCUGCUCCUGCCAACAACUUCCCUCCACCCAAGACAGACAAACCCCGUCCUCACGUCUGCGGAACAUGCCAGCGGUCCUUUGCCCGUCUGGAACACCUCAAGCGCCAUGAGCGAUCCCACACCAAAGAAAAGCCCUUCGAGUGCCCAGAUUGCGCAAGAUGCUUUGCCCGCAGAGAUCUGUUGUUGAGGCACCAGCAGAAGCUACAUCAGACUACCACCCCAUCGUCGCGUCCUCGCAAUCGCCGCGAGAGCACGAGCGCGCCUAUGGCCGGUGGUAACAACCGGGUCCGCAAGAAUAGCGUCGCUGGCCCUGGCCCCAAUGCUGCCGCCCAAGCAGCAGUCACUGCUGCCAUGCGGCCUCGAGCAAACACCAUCAGUCACGUCGACACUACGACAAUGCAGUUGAUCGCUGCGGCCAAUGCUCAGGCGGCCAGGGCUAUGCCACCACAACACAGCCGACAUCCCAGCUUGGCUGGCUUCCCUCACCACAACUUUGAUCAUCACGCUUAUACCGGCAUGGCCAACGCCAUGGUGCAGCGCGGGGUUCCUCACGGACUCCCCAAACUGGAGACUCAUACCAUGAACGGCAUGGACUUCUCUACGGGCUUGAGGACAGCUCCCAUUAUGCCCUUCAACCCAGAGUUCGACUUCGGGGACCCCUCGAUGCUGUUUAGCCCGGCCUCGACCAUCAACCCCAAUGCACUUCAUUACAGUGAUUCGCCGAACCUGAUGGGCGUAGACCCCUUGUCUCCCUUUCCACACGGGCUUCCUGAUAUGACAGGCGGCCAGCAUCUGGAUGAAAACUUUGACUGGCUACAAGGUUUUGACCAGCAAAUGUCCUUCAACAACGAUCUUCACGACCAUGUCAUUGACCGAUCCUCGCCUUCGGCCAUUAGCACUGCCAGCCAGAGCGGCAUCAGCGACGUAAUGGUGGAUGGAUCGAACCACCGCGCUCCCGCUGUGGAGACGAGCUCGAUCUGGCAGGGCAGUAUAAUGGGGCCCCCGCAAAUACCCAACUCGUUUUCUCUCGGCGACAUGGGCAACACCGUAUUCCCCGAUCUCUUGACCGGGGUCCCCCUUUCGCCGCAGCCCGCUCCAUCCAGCAAGAAUAUGGGCGAUGCCUACUUUUCGACACCACCGUCCUCAAUGAACUCGCUAAGUCCCAACAUAUUCUCGGGCCUCAAUGGUCAAAACAUGAACAAUGCACUGAACAAUUUCGGUGCCGGCCCGGAGACGCCGUCGUCCAUGAAUGGUGCCCUGACGGCCUCCCAGGCUUCCCAGUUCGGAGCUCGAAGAUACUCGUACGCGACAACCAGCAGCUCCCCGUUGUCGACACAAUCGCCGACGACAACCACCAGCACCGAGCUCCCCAACACCCUCCCGAACACCCACGAUCUCCAACGAUACGUCAGUGCUUAUUUGCGAUAUUUCCACCCACAUCUGCCGUUCCUCCACAUACCGACACUCUCGUUCGACGUUCCCACGCUCCCGGUUAACGGACAGGAUAACGGUAUUGGCGGAAGCGGCUGCCUUCUCCUUUCAAUGGCGGCGAUCGGUGCCCUCUACGAGAUGGAGCAGCAGAUAUCGAUGGAUUUGUUCGGUAUGGCGAAAAAGAUGAUCCAAUUAUAUCUUGAUGAGAGAAGAAAAGCAAACGUUAGGAAGGCAGAUUUCCGACGACCGUCCAUGUCGGAGCAUACGUUACAGCAGCAGGAAAACCCGGUAGAGACGCCGGUCUGGCUUGUUCAAGCCAUGCUCCUCAACGUCAUUUAUGGCCACAAUUGCGGCGACAAGCGUUCCGGCGAAAUUGCGUCAACCCACGCUGCCGCGCUGGUAAGUCUGGCCCAAGGAGCUGAGCUGCUGAACCCGAUCAGGAUCGAGCCCAGCGUCGAUGUCGAUACGAUGGACAUGGAUGUAAGCUGGAAUGCGGCAGAGGUGGAAUGGCUCCGCUGGAAGUCCAUGGAGGAGAGGAAGCGGACGCUCUAUACCGUGUUUAUUCUUUCUAGCCUCGUGGUAUCCGCUUAUAACCACACGCCAGCCUUGACCAACUCCGAAAUCUUCCUCGACCUCCCAUGUGAUGAAGAGUUCUUUGCUGCGGAUUCCAGUCAAAUCUUCCAUGCUCAGGGUGGCGUCGCGGCCGCAAACCAUAACCGGAUGACGUUUCACGAGGCCCUGGGGGCACUCCUCCAGAGACAGAAAGUGGCUUCAAGGUUGGCGGACGGCAAUGAUUUUUCCACCACUAACCUUCCGAAGCCAAGCACGUUUGGUUGUCUUAUUCUUAUCAAUGCCCUGCACAACUACAUCUGGGAAACUCGCCAACGCCACCACAACAAGGUUUGGACGAAUGAAGAGACUGAAAAGAUGCAUCGACACAUUGAGCCAGCUCUUCGCGCGUGGAAAGCCGUAUGGGAGAGCAAUGCCCACCAUAGCCCAGAGCGUCCGAAUCCGUUUGGUAAGGGGCCGCUUGCCGCUGAUGCCAUUCCGUUGCUUGAUCUUGCCUAUGUCCGUCUCUACGUUAACUUUUCUCGCGUCAAGGAGAAGUUUUGGCAGCGGGAUUGGGAUGGCAUGGCAGAGGAGCUGGCUCGCGGCUCUGAAAUAGUCCAACAUGCAGAGCAGACCCCAAUCGCUAUCAAUCUUGCAUCAGAAGACGCGGAUACCGCCAGGCCUGAAGCCUUUUCCAAUCUGAACCUCGGCCAGUCGCCACUUGCUAUUACGAACAACAGGUCCGAUCCACGGAGAGAACGCCAUCUCCGAAAGGCAGGUUUCAUUGCGGCUGAUUCGUUGCUCAAUGCGGACAAGUUCAAUGUAACGUUUGCCGAUGCGACCGCUCGCGAGCUGCCUGUGCAGUCAGCCAUCUGCACGUUUGAUUGCGCACAGGUUCUGGCUGAGUGGGUUGCCACGCUGCAAGACCGCGUUGGGCGAUACCUGGGGAUUCUUGGUCGGGACGAUGUCGACCUAAAAGAAGUGCCCGCGGUGGUUCUCCUGGAAGACGAUGACAUCAAGCUGUUGGGUAAGAUUCAAGAGAUAAUCCAGCGGGCGGAGCUCAAGAUGAAUGCGGACCAGACGUCUCAUGGUCUCAAUGGCGAUGGUCUCAACAAUGUCAACAAUGGUCAGCGGGAUGAUCAUAUGGGUUAUGCGGCAAAGAUACUGCGGAUCACGGCGUAUCUCAUUGACAAGGGCGCUGUGUGGCCGGUAACCCGUCUGAUCUCCUCUUGUCUCGAAACCCAUGCGGAUCACAUGCGCGCGCGCGCUGAGAAGUCCGUUGCGGCCAUGGAAUAAACUGUUGACAAUGACAACAUCAGACACCGUUUGCUACAUUUUUCGUAUCUAUCACGGCAAAUACUGUUCCGGCAUACAUGCUCUUAUGAGCGUCCACAUCCAACUUUAUCAUUACGGGAGCAACUUUUAUUACGUUUCAACAAGAUUCGACGGUCAACAGGACAAAUACGAGUC